AUUCACUGUUCCUCCUCCGGACCAGCAAGAUGAGUUUUACGGUGGACCACCACUACUAUGGCCCGGCGUCAUACCGCAAGGCUCGGCCAGCCUCCCUCUCCUCUUCCGGCUUUCAAUCUCAGCGCCGUCGUACAGUCAGCAGCCAGCCGUCCUCUACAGACAGCGUGGAUGUCUUUACCGGGGACAUGUCGAGAAGGAACGAGAAGGAGGUUCUUCAGACUCUAAACGACCGGUUCGCGGGCUACAUUGACAAGGUGCGAAACCUCGAGAUGCACAACAGGAACCUGGAGGCAGAAGCCGCAGAGCUGAGGCAGAACCAGGCUGGACGCGCGUCUGUUGGAGAGCAUUACGAUCGCGAGCUGGGUGAUCUGAGGGGUCUGGUGCAGCAGCUGACCGGUGAGAAAGCUCGUGCGGUCCUGGAGCACGAGCAUCUGGAGGAGGACAUCCAGAACAUGCAGGCUAAACUGGAGGACGAGGCACGCACCCGCGAGGAGAUGGUGGCCGCUACGCGGGCCAUGAACAAGUAUGUGGAUGAGUGCGGUCAUGCCCGGCUCGAGCUGGACAAGAAGCUUUGCGCACUUCAAGAAGAGUCCGCCUUCCUGAAGAAGAACCACGACGAGGAGGUUGCAGAACUUCUUGCGCAAAUUCAAGGCGCCCAGGUGAACUUCGAGGUUCGAGACACUCUCAAAGCAGACGUCACGAGCGCACUGAGGGAGAUUCGCGCGCAGCUGGACGGACACGCAACAAAGAGCGCAACACAAGCUGAGGAAUGGUUCAAAGUGCGCAUGCAGCGUCUGUCGGAGGCCGCGCACGACAACACCGAGGCGAUCCGCGGCGCCCAGGACGAGAUCUCCGAGUACCGGCGCCAGCUUCAGAGCCGCACCAUCGAGCUGGAGACCCUGCGAGGAACCAAGGAGUCUCUGGAGAGGCAGCGCAUGGACACUGAGGACAGACACAACGGAGAUCUCAACUCCAUGCAGGAGACUAUCCACCAGCUGAGCAAUGAGUUGAAGAGCACCAAGUGGGAGAUGGCCAGCCAGUUGAGGGAGUACCAGGAGCUGCUCAAUGUGAAGAUGGCUCUGGACAUCGAGAUCGCUGCCUACAGGAAGCUGCUGGAAGGCGAGGAAACUCGUUUCGUUUCGGGAAUGGGGCCGUACUCCUACCUGAAGCUGAAGGGAGAAGAGAUGUCCGACACGGUGAUCCUGGAGGAGCAGACUGACGAGACUCAGGUGACGGAGGUGACGGAGGACGCAGAAGAGGGGGAUGACGAGGGAGAGGCAGGAGAGGACGAGGGAGAGAAGGAGGGAGAAAAGGAGGAAGGAGGUGAGGAAGAGGGUGACGAGACCAAAGCAGAAGGAGAGGGUGAGGAAGAGGGUGACGAGACCAAGGAGGAGCAGGCCGAGGGAGCUGAAGAGGAGGAAGAGGGAGGUGACGAGGGGAAGGAAGAGGACGACAAGUCAAAGUCGCCUGAGAAGGCAGCCUCACCUCCAUCCAAGUCACCCGCCAAGUCUCCAGCAGUCAAAUCCCCAGAAUCCAAGUCCCCUAAAUCCAAGUCACCUCCAUCCAAAUCACCUAUGCCAAAAUCGCCUGCCAAGUCUCCAGCAGUCAAAUCACCAGCGCACGACAAGUCAAAAUCCCCAGAAUCCAAGUCCCCCGCUGUCAAAUCGCCCGAGUCCAAAUCUCCGCAGCCCAAGACCCCCGAGCCCAAGACCCCUGAGCCCAAGACCCCCGAGCCCAAGUCCCCCGUCACCAAAGACCCCCCAAAGGAGGAGAAGAAAGAGCAAGUGAAGGAGGAGGAGAAAGAGAAGCAGGACCCUAAGAGCAAGGUCGAGGACAAGGCUGACAAACAAGACGCGAAGAAGGAGAAGAAGCCAGAGGAGAGUGACAAACCGGCCAAGCCUGAAGAGGACAAGCCCAGCCCCAAGUCCCCGGCCAAAGCCAAGAAAGAAGAGGAGAAAUCUGCUCCUCCGAAAACAGACGAGCCCCCGACCGAGGUGAAGCCCGCCCCUAAAGCGGCCACGCCCGAGAAGGCGGAGAGCAAGAAAGAGGAGAAGAAACCUGAGGCCAAGAAGGAGGAGAAGAAGGAGGAGAAGAAGGAGGAGAAGAAGGAGGAGAAGAAGGAGGAGAAGAAGGAGGAGAAGAAGGAGGAGAAGAAGCCGUCCCCCAAAGCGGCCGACAGCAAGGACGCAGGGAAGACGAUCGAGAAGUCUUCCAUCACGGAGGCCAAGGAGAGCAAAGAGGAGAAGGCCAAGAAGUGAGUCCGAGAUGAUGCGUUUGGAUUCGGGCUUGAGGGCCAAUCAGCGGUGGGUGGGGUUGGGGGGGGGGAGCAUAUCAGCAGCCUUUUAUCUCAAGAGCAGGUGGGCCAAAGCCAAGCAGGGUGACAAUCCUGUGCAUAAGCAAUAGUGAUCCUUAGCAAAUAAUACUUGAAAUAAAUACUUGAUGUACCUUGACAUGACGCUUCUAAAGUUUGACUAGUGAAUGCAGAAAGCUGUUAAAACUCUUCCCUGAAUGUGACGACUGCCUGUAUAUUGUUCUCAUAAAAAGUGCAUUUCAACCGACUCCUUGUGAGUGAGGAGGGGUGUGUAGAGGUACACAAUGUCAAAAGAAAACUAUAGAUUGUGUGACAAAAUUAUAUAUUACAUAUGUAUGUAUAUUUAUGAAGAGAUAGAUCAAACGUGUUAUAUUCUAUUUAUGAUUAUGAAUCGGUUGAACGACUGAACUUUGCUUGUUGUGCACUGCAGAUUACCCUGAGGUGCUCCAUGCUAGGCUGUACCUGCACACGAUGAUGACUGUAUAAACUGCUGAGAAAAUGUAACAUGAAACUGACAAAUAAUAAUAAAGGUUGCAACAAAAAGG
Messenger RNA from Osmerus eperlanus (European smelt), 2856 nucleotides. Its product is annotated as neurofilament heavy polypeptide-like. Gene Ontology annotation, biological process: intermediate filament bundle assembly; axon development. NCBI's taxonomy places the organism in Eukaryota, Metazoa, Chordata, Actinopteri, Osmeriformes, Osmeridae. The coding region runs from base 30 to 2258 and encodes 742 amino acids. Gene Ontology annotation, molecular function: structural constituent of postsynaptic intermediate filament cytoskeleton. Gene Ontology annotation, cellular component: neurofilament; axon. The transcript is spliced from 4 exons. The record is from RefSeq and is a predicted model, not a curated record.